Molecule: messenger RNA, 4765 nt
Organism: Rhea pennata
Lineage: Eukaryota; Metazoa; Chordata; Aves; Rheiformes; Rheidae
Gene: NFYA
Product: nuclear transcription factor Y subunit alpha
Exons: 10
Coding region: 196-1239 (347 amino acids)
Biological process (GO): regulation of transcription by RNA polymerase II
Cellular component (GO): CCAAT-binding factor complex
Molecular function (GO): DNA-binding transcription factor activity, RNA polymerase II-specific; DNA binding
Source: RefSeq, a predicted model, not a curated record
CUGUGCCGCGCGCGCACGCCCCCCCCCCUGCCUUUGUUCGGGGUUGGGCGCCAUUUUGCGCGGCGGCUGAGUGGAGGCGCUGAUUGGGUUUCGGGGGCCGGUAGCGGAGCCAAUCAGCGCGGGACCCGAACCGGGGGAGCGAGGCACGAUACACAGACGGAGGUGUACCAAGUACAGUGUUGGAACUGAAGAGACAUGGAACAGUACACAGCAAAUAGUAACAGCUCUACAGAGCAGAUUGUUGUGCAGGCUGGACAGAUUCAGCAACAGCAGCAGGGUGGUGUCACUGCUGUCCAGUUGCAGACUGAGGCCCAGGUGGCAUCCGCCUCAGGCCAGCAAGUCCAGACCCUCCAGGUAGUCCAGGGUCAACCAUUAAUGGUACAAGUAAGCGGAGGUCAGCUGAUCACCUCAACUGGUCAGCCGAUCAUGGUGCAGGCAGUGCCUGGGGGUCAGGGCCAGACAAUCAUGCAAGUGCCCGUUUCUGGAACACAGGGACUGCAGCAGAUUCAGUUGGUCCAGCCAGGUCAGAUUCAGAUUCAAGGUGGGCAGGCUGUGCAGGUACAGGGGCAGCAGGGCCAGACCCAGCAGAUCAUUAUACAGCAGCCACAGACUGCAGUUACUGCUGGCCAGACACAGACCCAGCAACAAAUAGCAGUUCAAGGGCAACAGGUAGCGCAAACAGCUGAAGGCCAGACCAUUGUCUAUCAGCCAGUUAAUGCUGAUGGAACUAUUCUUCAACAAGUUACAGUCCCUGUUACAGGCAUGAUCACCAUCCCAGCAGCCAGUUUGGCUGGAGCACAAAUUGUCCAAACGGGAGCCAACACCAAUACAACCAGCAGUGGACAAGGGACUGUGACAGUGACACUACCAGUUGCUGGAAAUGUCGUCAAUUCAGGGGGAAUGGUUAUGAUGGUACCUGGAGCUGGAUCAGUACCAGCUAUCCAGAGAAUACCUUUGCCUGGAGCAGAAAUGCUUGAAGAAGAGCCACUCUAUGUAAAUGCUAAGCAGUAUCACCGGAUCCUAAAGAGGAGGCAAGCACGUGCUAAGCUUGAAGCCGAGGGAAAAAUUCCCAAAGAAAGAAGGAAAUACUUGCAUGAAUCUCGGCAUCGUCAUGCCAUGGCCAGGAAGCGGGGAGAAGGUGGACGUUUCUUCUCACCAAAGGAAAAAGAUAGUCCACAUAUGCAGGAUCCAUCUCAGGCCAAUGAAGAAGCAAUGACACAGAUGAUAAGAGUUUCUUAACCACUACUUAAAGAAAAAAAUAACUGGAAAAAAGUUCCUGUCCCUUCUACAAGUCUGUCGUACCUUACCAGUGUGUCAAGCAAGUCUCUCAAUGGGACAGUCACCAUAUCACAGCCUAUCCUUUUCUACAGAACAAAUACCACUUUUUCAGUAUGCGGCUGAGAUUUUAACUGCAGUGGACACAACAAAUAGAAACUUAAUGACUUCAUUGGUAUACUCUUCUGAUCCGGCGCAGGGAUUUCAAAGUCUGACUGUUCAUGCCUCUUUUUUUUUUUUUUUUUUUUUUAAUAUCUCUUGCAUUAAGAAUUAAGAUUGGCCAUGGGAGAGAGUGCCACGGACUUGAUGAUCAGCAAUAACUCUGGCAUGCUGAAGCAGGGCCAGCAAAGACCUGUUGUGGAGUUAUGAACCUUCUGUACAGAGACAUAAUCCAGUUUAUAGCAAUCAGCACUGACAUGGCUUCACCACAGUGCUUUGUUUUCCCAGUAGAGACUUGUUAUUUACAUGCACUCUUUAAAACUUUGGACUUACUAUCAACUGAACUGUUCAUUGCUGUUGCAUUUGCACUUCUGAAACUGGCAAAACUGAAGGGGGUUCUUUUAAGCUCCAUCCUGUGAAAUAUGUAAACAGCAAGCUUUUCUCUGGGAAAAGUUCAGCCAUCCAGUCAAAAUGAUAGAAAUAGUUCAAGAUUAUUACAAGGCUUGAUAUAUUGCAUAUUCGUUCCUAGGAACAAAUGGGGAGAGGGACACUGAUGGGAGUAUAAAAAUGUAAUUAGAAAAGCAAUCUGUGUAUGUGUUUUUUGAUAUGUUUAUUGCCAGUAAUUGACACUUUGGAAGAAAAGCAGAUGCUACUAUAAAAAGGAUCAAAACUUCUAAGUGGGUCUCUUCUAGAUAAUUUCUUUUAAUCUUCCUUCUAACUUGCAAGUGUGGUGCUUGGUUUCUCCAAAAGAAAUAAUAAUCUGCAAUCUCAGAGUGAUAGGACUUGACCAUCUUCAUUACUGUGUUUCUUGGUAUUAGUUCUACAAUUCUCUGAUCGUACAGAGCGAGAGAUUGUUUUAUGACACCAGAAACACUGGACAAUUCAACUCAGCUCAUCUUGAUGUAAUUGAAGGACUGUUAAACAAAUGAAGGCAGAUAUUGAUGAACCUUUCAGGCUCUUUACAGAAUACCCUCUUUUAGAUAAAAGCGGCACUUAAAGAACGAGGAAAGAAUGCUUGCUUUUUAAAAAGGCAUUUUUUAUGACUUCUAGCUGGCUUCUGGAUUAAUAAACAUACCUUUUGUCUUUAAUUCAGUAGCUAAUUACAUAUUUCAAACUUAGUCCAUUCUUACUGACUUGAAAUUUGGCAGUGGACCCUGUGGUUCUUAAGCCUUCUAACAGGUGAUAACGUGCAUCUUUCCAUGUCUGUUUCCUCCCACCUUGAAUGAGUUAUGUGGACUGGCUGCAUAUCACCUGCAUGCUAUAGUUUCUUUCGAUUUUUGUGUUCUGCAAUUAGAACUAUAUCACUGUAGUUAAGUAUGGACUUGGAAGCAUGGCCAGGCUUCAUGAUUGAGGGAUUUGAUUGUGAACCUGCAAAGGGAAUAUAGCAGAGGGAGAUGUUUUACUGAGGAAAACAGCCAAAGGUUGCAAGGCUAGUUUAAAUUCAGUGAAAUCUGUUUAAGGUGACAAAGAAAUGCACCUUGGAAAAAGACAGAAGGGAGAAAAUACUGGUAAUAUAUUUUUUCCAUUCCCUGAAAGCUAAAGUUACAGUUUGUGCAGAAUGGAGGACAAAAUAGUACAUGAUAAAAGGCUGGAAGGGUAUAAAAAACAGAGCCAUCAAACUUCUAUUUAGUUUGAAUAAAAGACAAAUACUAAACCUAAAAGAGUAAAAGCAGAUGGGAAAGAAUGCAAGAGGAGGAAGCAGAAAAGGGGAGAGAUGUUUGAUGCUGCAUGCUAGGAUGGAGAAUAUGCCUUCCUAGAUACUAAGGAAGGCAAUAUUAAGUCAGCCAUUUGUGAAGGUACAUCGACUCUUGCCACUGAAAGUACAAAGAAGAAAUGCAGAUUUGGGAUAUGUAUUUAGUCAGUUGGAUUUCCUAAAUUAAGUUCAGGAUCUCCCCUGCUGAAUUUUUAGUUUCAUAUAGUGUUACCAUAGUUGACAUUGCAACUUAAAGCUGAGCAAGAAGCUGUUCUACACACAAGUGACACCUGCAGCUAUGGGGGGAAGUGGAAGUCUAGUUCUUGACAUGCAGAUAAAGGAACCUUUUUAUUUUGUCUUAAAUUAUAUUAGUAAUCUAAUACUCUGUUCACAAAUACUACAUUUUAAGUUUUUGGAUUUUUUUAAUUAGUCAAAAGGCUUUUGGUUACCUCUGUUGCAUUGCUGGCAUCUUUGGUGCCUUUGGUUGCUUCCGCCUUAAAGUACCUGGCCAAUUAGAGCAUGGUGCUUAUUUUCAUCAGUUGGCGACUAUGAAAUCCUCACCUAGCAUUUCUUGUGAGGUCACCCAUUUCAGGAAAAAUGUAGCUCUCUUCUAGUGAAGGAAUAAUGAAACUUCUGCUUUAGAUGAAUUUACAGCAUUAUUGUAAAUACUUUUUAAGAGCAUCUGUACAUUUUGUCUGUCUAGAGUAUUCAUGUGCUGGAGUAAGACAGCAUCUCCAUAACAUUACUGCUCUUCAACUGACAGCUAAUCUCUGUCCUGAAGACCCCCCUCUGACAGUUGGAAGUUAGGGAAGCAGAGAUUAUUGCUCUGAUUUUUUUUUUUUUAACUGAGUAAUUACUUGUUUUCUUGUAAACUUCUUCAAAACAUCUAGAACUUUUUUCUCCAGUAAGUCCUUCAGAUAUAGGUUCUCUGAUCUGUUGUUGUAGAAUAUGUAUUAAGACCUAUGGAUUUGUGUUACGUAGGAAGUCUUAUCGUUAUACUUUCAAUAGUGAUGUGAAAGCCUGAGUGCUACUGUCAUAUGUUUCAUUUUCUUUGGGUUACGUGUAUUCACUUCUAAAAGUAGUGUUUCCUUGGUGAGACUGGAGUUAACAGUCAAUACCAUGUUAUCAGAAAAGUCCACUUUAUUUUCUCGGGUAAAUUUAUAAAAUUGGAAGCAUCACCAAGUUCAAACCUCUAGUAAUUAAAUAAGAAUUCAUGUGGAUUGGCUACACUUGAGCAAAAACUCCACUUUGGAAGUGCAUAUAAGAGCGAUGAGGAUAAAAGAAUGGGCUAGUGGAGAAUGUAAAAUGUGGUCGAUUGACCCAGAGAGCACUGGAGCAGUGAACCUAUCAAAAACCAGUUUUAUACAAGUGUAAGGAAUGGGGUAUGGGAAAUGGUCCUCAAGUGAUGCUAAAUGGCUUCAAGGUUUUGCAUGUUUAAAAAAAAAAUUCUUACUUUGUGAAUGGGGGGGGUACUGAGAUUUGCGUAAUGUAAGGCAAAGUUUGUAUAUAGUUAAAAGUUUAUAAUUUUUUUUAUAUGAUGCAUUUUUUCAAGUGUAUUUUGGUCUUUAAUAGAUGCAACUGUAAGUACUGUGUACACUAUCCAGCUAAUAAAAAUUUAUAAACUGAGAACUAGCCUGA